AUGGGUGGCGUCGAUAAGGCAGACCAGAUGAUGUCGAGCUAUCCUGUCGCACGGAAGCGACAGAAAAUACAUUAUAAGAAGAUUUUUAGGCAGCUUCUGGAUGAGACCGUCUUCAAUUCUUUUUUCUUUUACAAAAAUGAUGGAGGGAGGUUGCAGCAGCUGGACUACCGUGUGGCUCUCAUAAGAAAGAUGUUAGAAAAAUACCACGAUCCAGCAGAAAGGCCAGCUGUGGGAAGACCGCCACCAGUGAUGGACUCAGAUUGCCUCACGGGGUGCCACUUUGUAUCCUACAUACCCCCUACAGAGAAAAGGGAACUGCCAACAAGAAAAUCUACUUUGUUCCAGGAAAAAGGUAGUGACGGCAAAAAACUCAGAAAAGAGACAAGGUAUUGGUGUGUAAAAUGUAGAAAGGCCCUUUGUGUACUGCCAUGCUUCGAGUAGUACUACACUCUGCGUGCACUACCAUAG
Messenger RNA from Ornithodoros turicata, 468 nucleotides. RefSeq names its product piggyBac transposable element-derived protein 4-like. The record is from RefSeq and is a predicted model, not a curated record. NCBI's taxonomy places the organism in Eukaryota, Metazoa, Arthropoda, Arachnida, Ixodida, Argasidae.